UUGGCACGCUGCAAGGGGUUGUCCAACUGGAGGGGGCGGGGCGCCCAAGGGUACUUUAGACCUCCAAGCUCAGGGGCGCUAGCUACCCUGACCUGAGGCGGCGUGCAAUCAUGGACCACGGGGCGGCUGCAGCCCUGGGAACUGCCCCGCCUCAGGAUGGAGAGCAGCCCUCUGAGUCUUCAGAGCCGCCGCCGCCUUGGCCACCGCCGCAACUCCUACCACCGGCUUUUUCACCGCUCCGUGCGCCUUCGCCCGAGCCGGCACAACAGUUCUGUCUAGAGCCUGCUCCACAACCCUGUCCGGAGACGACCCCAGUACCAGCCACAGAACCAAAUACAGAACCGGCCCCCGAGCCGCCCCCAGAACCAGCCACAGAACUAGACACACAGCCGAUCUCAGAACCAGCCCCAGAACCGGUCCCCGAGUCGGCUCCAGAACCAGCCCGAGAACCGGCUUCACAGCAGACCCCAGUACUAGCGAUAGAACCGGCCACAGAACCAGCCCCAGAGUCCUGUCCUGAGCUGGCUACAGAAUCCUGUACGAAGCCGAGUCCAGCACCUCAUCUAUUGCAGUGCCUAGUGAUCACUCCAGAAACGGGUCUGAAGACCUCAGCAUCGCCGCAAACGUCAGUGCCCUUGUCCACGCCUAUGUCUUGGAAAAGACUUCAGAAAAUACUGAAGGAAGGACCUCUGCUGAAGAGCUGUAACUCCUUCAAGAGAUGGAAGCUUAGAUAUUUUCUGGUUCAAGGACAAAAGCUCUGCUUUGCUCACCAUCCUGCGUUUGCACAUUUUGAAACAAUUGAUCUGUCUCAGGUCGCCUUGGCUGAAACUAGCUGUAGAAACCUUUGUCACAGUUUUUGUGUGAUCACACCACAACGAAAACUUAUCCUGGCUGCACCCACCCGGAAAGACAUGGAAGAAUGGAUUAACGUCAUAAAAACUGUUCAACAGGGAGAAAUUCAUAAGAUACCUACGGUAGAAAACAACCCUUUUCUUGUUGGAAUGCACUAUUGGUAUUCCAGUCCCAGCCUCAGGACCCAGCACUGCAAUGUUUGCCGGGAGAGCAUUCCUGCCUUGUCUAGAAAUGUUAUCAUCUGUGAAGUAUGCAAAGUGAAGACUCACAGAUUAUGUGCUUUGAGAGCAAGCAAAGACUGUAAGUGGAAUACCUUGUCCAUCACUGAUGACCUCCUCUUACCUGAAGAUGAACUAAAAACUAUGCCCCAUCAGUGGGUAGAAGGAAAUAUAUCUGUUAAUUCUCAGUGUGCAGUAUGUCAUGAGAACUGUGGCAGUAACCAAAGACUUCAAGACUUUCGAUGUCUCUGGUGUAAUUCUAUGGUGCAUGACAACUGUAGAAGACGGUUUUCCAAGGAAUGCUGGCUUGGAAGUCAUCGAACAUCAGUCAUUCCUCCCACUGCCCUAAGCGACCCUAAAGGAGAUGGCCAAUUAGUAGUAUCUUCAGACUUCUGGAAUCUUGAUUGGUCAUCAGCCUGUUCGUGUCCCCUUCUCAUCUUCAUCAACUCCAAAAGUGGCGAUCAUCAAGGAAUUGUCUUCCUCCAAAAAUUUAAGCAAUACCUUAACCCAUCGCAAGUGUUUGACCUGUCGAAGGGUGGACCUGAAGCUGGGCUGUCCAUGUUCAAGAACUUUGCUCGCUUUCGCAUUAUAGUUUGUGGAGGAGAUGGUAGCGUGAGCUGGGUCUUAUCUCUGAUUGAUGUCUUAGGAUUGCAUGAAAAGUGUCAGCUGGCAGUCAUCCCUCUUGGAACCGGCAAUGAUCUGGCCCGUGUCCUAGGCUGGGGUGCAUUCUGGAACAAAAACAAGUCACCCCUGAAUAUCCUCAACAGAGUAGAGCAGGCUAGUGUGAGGAUCCUAGACAGAUGGAGUGUGAUGAUCCGCGAGACUCCCAGACAAACCCCAUUGCUAAGAGGACAAGUUGAAAUGGAUAUACCUACAUUUGAGGCUGCUGCCAUCCAACAUUUAGAAUCUGCAGCCACUGAGUUGAACAAAAUCCUGAAGGCCAAGUACACCACAGAGGUGAUCAUCGCAACCAGAUUCCUGUGUUCAGCAGUGGAAGAUUUUGUGGUUGAUAUUGUAAAGGCCUGGAGUCAGAUAAAACAGAACAAUGCAGCAAUAGAGUCUGUGAUUUUGAAAAGUGACAUAAUGUAUGAUAAGCUCAGUGUCCUGAUUGAUGUCCUGGCUGAGGAGGCAGCAGUUGAGAAGAGCGCUACAGUAUGUGAAGACAGUGGCAAGGCAGAUGGAAAGCCCUUCAUCCUUCAAAUAGACCACAUAGCCAAGUGCAAGUUGGAGCUGGCUACAAAAGCCAAGAAUCUCCAGAAAUCGUUGAAACUCAUAAUAUUCCAAGUUGAGCAAGUUCUGGAUGAACAGAGCCGACAGGCAAUAUCAGUUAAGAAUUUUACUUCAACUUUCUUCCCUGAAGUAGACUCAGAAGAUAUUAACCAGAUGAACCCAAGAUACCGUUCUUGUUGUGGCAUUUCUAUUCCUUCUCUCAAAAGUGAAGACCUAGAUAACCUUAAUUUGGACCACUUACAUUUUACACCUGAAACUAUCCGUUUCAAAGAAAAGUGUGUCAUGAACAACUAUUUUGGAAUUGGACUGGAUGCUAAAAUUUCUCUGGAAUUCAACACCAGAAGAGAUGAACACCCAGGACAAUACAAUAGCCGCCUUAAGAACAAGAUGUGGUAUGGCCUUUUGGGAAGCAAGGAACUUUUGCAGCACUCUUACAGGAAACUGGAAGAACGGGUACACCUGGAGUGUGAUGGAGAAGCCAUAUCCUUGCCAAACCUGCAAGGCAUUGUAGUGCUUAACAUUACCAGCUAUGCCGGAGGCAUCAACUUCUGGGGAAGCAGCACAGCAACCACAGAAUACGAGGCUCCUGCAAUAGAUGAUGGGAAGCUGGAGGUUGUGGCGAUCUUUGGGUCCAUACAGAUGGCAAUGUCCCGUAUCAUCAAUCUGCAUCAUCAUCGCAUCACCCAGUGCCGUGAGGUGAUGAUAACCAUUGAUGGUGAAGAAGGUAUCCCAGUGCAGGUGGAUGGGGAGGCCUGGGUUCAGAGUCCAGGCAUUAUCAAGAUUAGAUACAAGAAUGCUGCCCAGAUGCUGACAAGAGAUCGGGACUUUGAGAACUCAAUGAAAAUGUGGGAAUGCAAGCAUACUGAAAUUCAAGCUGCCUCUCGACCUCAGUUGAACUCCCAGGAAUCUCAAGGUGGCCUCUCUGAUGAGGAGUCUGCCAAGAUGCAGCUCUUAGCUCAGCUUGCAGAAAAUCUCAUAAGCAGGCUUACUAACCUAAGCAAGGUCAACCAGCAUGUGUCUGUCCUCAUGGAUUCUGUGAAUGCCAGUGCCAACAUCCUGAAUGAUGUAUUUUAUGGCCAAGACAGUGACAAUGAGGCAGGUGCAGCUUCUUGUACUCCCAUAAAGAUUCUAAGCAGAAAUGAUGCAGUAGAUGUUACAUUUAGUCUUAAAGGUCUCUACGAUGACACCAAAGCUUUCCUGGAUGAAAACUUGUUGAAAAAUGCUGAGGAUGAGGCCAUACUGCAAAUCACCCUGGAUGCCAUGAAUAAAGUGUUUGAAAAACUAUCUGAGAUCAACUGGAUGAAUUCAAUCCUUGUUCCAGAGGAAGAAUCUUCAGACACUGACAGUAGAAGCCUCAGAUUGAAAGUUAAGUUCCCCAAAUCGAGGAAGAAGAAGCUAGAAGAGGAAGACAAGCCUAGAUCAGGUCAAGGAGUCCAGGAUUUUAUUGGAAAUUUGUGGCAUCGCAGAUAUCAUGAAGACAUAGCAAAAAUUGAUGGCCCUCCAACAUCAUCAACAUUUCAACUAUAGCCCUUUAAAGCUGGAAGGAGAAUUCACAACAUUUAGAAUUCUACUAAAAACUCUCAAAACCUCAGUACAGGCUAGACUAAAUUAUUUCAGAACAAACAUGAGCACCACCAAGAAAGAGCCUCGAAAUUCAUUACACUAACACAUUUUUCCUGGAGUCAAUCAGGUCUCCUUAGAGUCAAUCAUCUCAUUGGCCAAAGAUUCCUGCUCUGAGUUGUCUUAUUCAGUUAUUCUCUUUGUGCACCUUGAGCAACUACAGCAUUUAAUGGGGAUAAGUUCUUUAUGAAUGGCCUGGGAUCUACAAAGGAUUCAAAGGAGUUCACCUCUUCAUGAAGUUUGAGGAUGGUUUUCUCUAACAGAAACUACUGAUGCUAGGGAAUGAAUGAAAUACUCUCAGGGAGAUGAGCAGAGGGGUCAGGAUCACCAGACUUGGUUGUGUUUCUCCCCCAGUCCUGCCAGUUGCAACUUGAAACUUCAGGAGGUCUCUUCUUCUUGGCUUAUUAAGAUGAGAAUGAAGUCCUGGGGAUUUGUCCAUUUGCCUAUUACAAUGAUCACGUGAAAUAUUUCCUCAUAAACGUGGAUAAUGCUCUCUCUGCAAAUUUUUUUCUUUUUCCCAUGUGUGCAUGUAUGUCUUUGCACAUGUCCAGGUGGUGCUCCUGUGGCUGUGUGGGCCCACUGGUUGGAAUUCACCCCAAUGGCAACCAUACAGGCUCCCUUUCUACUACCUUGAUUCUAGCCUGCAUGCUUCCAUGGAGUGUCUGCCUGCAUUCUUGCUGGCUUUUUUAACUCAAAUGUUUUGCUGCUGUGCUGCAGUAUAGAUUAUGUAUAGAGACAUAAACAUGUAUAUAUUAUAUUAUAUAUUUUUAAGAGCUGAGAAUACAACUUGACCUCUAAGUGACCCUAUAAUUUAUUCUGCUAACCCAGGAAUCCCUCCCCACCCUGAUCCCAUCUCCCACCCCCAUUAAUUUCCAUGCACAUGCACACACACACACAUACCCUCCACCAAUUGCCCUAGCACUUGAUGGAACUUCUAGUCUUUUGGUGCAUUUUCAGCAUCUUUGAAGUAGCUGGAAUCUAUCAUCUACAGCCCAGCUGAUCCUGACACCCUCUUAAAAUUCUGAGCCAGGCCAUGGAAAGGAGAACAAAACACCAAUGCCCUAGGGAAGGGGGCUAAGCUAUUAUGCUGCCUUUUUUGCUCUAUUUGUCCUGGACUCUAAAUUAGCAACUUUCCCAACCUGUGUUGUCUCCCUUCUAAAAAAAAAUAAAUAAAAAAAAUUUAAAAAAAGACCAGAUAGAGCAAACAGGCCUUGAAUUCUGUGACUUUGAUGCCUGAGCUAGAAACUGCCUGACAAUCAAGUUAACAGCCUAGACCCUUCCCCACCAGCUCCAUCUUGGCCUGCAACUUCUAGACAGGCUGUUGGGUUAGUCCCCAAAUCAUCUUUGAAUUUCCCAUCAUCCUUCCCUGGAGUACAGGAGCCAUUCAGAGUGACCAGAAAGAACAUGGGCCUGGAAAAAAAGAGGCUAAGAGUCUCUGCUUCUCCCAUGUUUCUUCCAAAUUUCCAU
This is a messenger RNA of Phyllostomus discolor (pale spear-nosed bat), 5387 nucleotides long. It is a transcript of the gene DGKK, whose product is annotated as diacylglycerol kinase kappa. The record is from RefSeq and is a predicted model, not a curated record. The transcript has 29 exons. Lineage: Eukaryota; Metazoa; Chordata; Mammalia; Chiroptera; Phyllostomidae. Bases 111 to 3827 code for a protein of 1238 amino acids. Gene Ontology annotation, molecular function: ATP-dependent diacylglycerol kinase activity. Gene Ontology annotation, biological process: lipid phosphorylation; diacylglycerol metabolic process; intracellular signal transduction.